AGGAUGCAACCCCAAAAACGGAUCGCCAUCGUCGGCGAGGAAAAGAGCUAUGUCAUUCCGGAGAAGUUUGAACAGAAAGCAGGCACAGAAUACAUACCGAACCAGCAAGUCCUUGGCAUCGAGCCCAUCCGGGUCCCGGCAGAUAUCAGGAACCUGAGCCCGAUCUCAACACCACAUGCAGGCCCCCAUAAGCAUCAGCUUUCAACCAACUGCGUGGGGCUCCAGCUCCAGGCACGCCUCAAUUGGAAAAGUCUCAGCAGCUCCAGUGUUCGCCAGCCGUGUGUUGGCCGGUGACUGGCCGCCCGGGUUCGCGAUGUUAGCCAGGUCCAGUCAGCGGGUGACACUACUGCACCACCUCGCAGCCGGGGAUGUCUCCUCGCGGUUGGCGGCGGUGGAUCACCGCCAACUGCACGCACGCCUCGUCCCAAUUCCUCAGCCAGUCGGGUGCCGGGGUCAGCAGCGUCCUGACCGAUGCGGGGGGUCUUCAAACGGCAAAGAGCUUCAGCUAGGCACUUUGGCAGGCUGUUGUGCUUCCGAAGCUGCCUAUUCGUUGAAGCUCUCUACACCGGCAAUGAUUGUUAUGAUGCUGCGGGGACGAGGAAACUUACGGUUUGUUUACCCUUGAAACGGUGUUUUUAUUUGUCAUUGAUGCAGUUCACUUUCGGUAUCGGAUCAGAUCAGUGUCGUCCGCAUC
Ilyonectria robusta is the source of this 694-nucleotide messenger RNA. RefSeq lists its product as uncharacterized. Bases 176 to 625 code for a protein of 149 amino acids. Lineage: Eukaryota; Fungi; Ascomycota; Sordariomycetes; Hypocreales; Nectriaceae. The record is from RefSeq and is a predicted model, not a curated record. The transcript has 2 exons.